GUUAAUAGAAGGCGAUCUGUCCAUCCAGGUGAAUCUGAACGACUACCUGGACAUCUACUGUCCCCACUCCCCCAUCCAGGAGGGCGGGGCUGCAGGCCAGCCCCACACGCUGGCACUGUACCUGGUGGCAGAGGCGGGCUUCCAGGGCUGCGUGGAGACGAGGGGAGCCACCAAGCGCUGGGAGUGCAACUCCCCCCAUGCCCCCUUCGGACCGCUGCGCUUCUCAGAGAAGGUCCAGCGCUUCACUCCCUUCUCCCUCGGCUUCGAGUUCCUGCCGGGACACCACUACUACUACAGCUCUCUGCCGACAGAUGAAGGGCCGCCCCUACCCUGUAUGAAGCUGCGUGUCAGCGUGUGCUGUGAGCCCACAACAGAGGGCUCCAAGCAAGAGCAAGGUACCCCAGCCUCUCGCAGCCGUGUGGGCUCUCUGAGGCCAGCUCCUCUCUUCCUCUUCCUCCCCCUCUUCCUCUUGCUGUCUGUCUGAGGGCCCUCUGCUCUGAGGGGCCUCUGUUCUGCGCUGACCUCAUUACUGUCCCCCGUGUUUCCUACACGUAGCACCGCUUCAGAACCUGUCUCCACACACACACCAGCCUGCCGAGGUCCACACACACACCAGCCUGCCGAGGUCCACACACACACCAGCCUGGGCUGGGGUUGGGGACUAGACGGCAACUUGCUACCAAAGCCACAGGGAAUCAGAAGCUGCUUGGCCAAAAUCCCAGUCAUCACCCUCAGUACUGGUCCAUUGAUUCUUAUCUUAAAUCUGACACCGAUUCAAGUCUCGGUGAUUAUUAAGUCACAGAGUGAUUUGAUGAUUCGCUAUUCAUGAAACGAUUCCCUAUCAAAGUUUUAAUCAGGCAGGAAAUUGAACUGGAAAUGGAAUUAGGUUUUAUAUAAUUUUUAUCCCAUGGUCAUUAAAGACGGGAUUCACGGAUACAUACAUAGGGCAGAGUCCUGGCCUGAAUCAUUCCCUCAACAGGGUCUCCAUUGUUUGAAAUGCACUGUUAUCUACAUAACAUCUCAUGUCCAUUUAAAACUCCUAAUUGGAUGAACACUUUAAGGGCAAAGGUAUUUGUUCUUGCCAUAUGUACAUACGCACGCACACACGCACACACACACACACACACUCAUUGCAGGAACACACACGUACAAAUGCACAGUUGAGUGCAUUUUCUCUGUCCUUUUCUGGAGUGGCACUAAUCUUUCUUCUCUUCCCCUCUUUUUUUCCUGUGCCCAUUCACUCCUCCGACUCUUUUCCAUCCCUCGUUCCUGAUCAGAGCCCCCGCUCGCCCCCCCCCCGAAACACUGUAGCACUAAUCUACCAUCAAAGCUCUCAUUCCUCAUUUCACACCUAUUCUCUUCACCAUCACCCUCUCUCCACCAGUCCUCCUCUCUCUCUCCCGUCUAAACAUAAGCACUGAGCCAAAGUGGAGCGACGAAGCUUGACGUGUUGACGUGGCCCUGGGCUGAGAGGCUGUAGAAGCCCUGGGCUGCAUGUCAACAGGACGACAUGGAAUUCACACUGACUGUAUAGUCUCGUCUGACUGAUUUGCAUCCAAAACGGGUACAAUCACAAACACUUCUACGGUGGUCAAACUUUGAACUAGAGACGAUCUCUGAAUCUGGCUGCUGUCUUGCCUGGCGAGUAUAAAGGAGACCUGGGAAUAAUCUGGAAUAAUCUGGAGUCUGGAUUAAAUCAAACAGAUGCACCCCCUACUGGGAUUAACCUGGAGUUACGACUCGGCGCGAGCCCUGCUGCUCUGAGGUCGAACUCUGACCCAACCCCCAUUACCUGGAGGUGGUCUGUCUAGCGCUCCCAAACCUGUCCUGGUCUGGGGUACAGCUCCCCCCGGCCUCCUGCUGUUUCUCCAUCCAGGUCACAGCCUGAGAGAGGGGGAUGUGGGGCGCAUGGGCUGAGCCUCGUCUCGCCCCACUGAGCGCGCUCCACACGGACGAGGAUGAUUGGUUGAUGCUCCUGACCAACCCGCUGUGCAGGUAUUUACUGCAGAGCACCAGCCUGGGGAGGCUUGUAGCGGGUGUGCUGAGAACUAUGUGUAAUUAUUUUUAUAUAAAAACUGGGAAAAGGCCGAAGUCAGUUUAGGUUUUGUCUAAGGGGCCUGAACACAAGUUAGCAGCCCUUUACUGUUAUUUCCCCCCAAAAUUGUUAGAGUAAUAAUUAAGUCAAAUACAGUACAUUUUUUUACUUGAUUGUAAAUGAUUUGAGACUUGUUCAUGUAUAGAUGGAGUCCUAGGUUUACUUUGUUGUAUUUUAAUUUGUCACAGUUAAUGUGCUACUGUGACAAAAAGUUUGAAUAUCAUUGCAGGAAAUUUGCAUUUAAUUCAAGCAAAAUUACCUCAAUUAAUUCAGUUACUUCAUCAAUGCAAAUGUUUAAUUUAGGACGGAUAUUGUGUACAUUUUUCACUUGAUUAAUAGUCAUUUUUAUGAAAGUUUACACAGUUUUUCAUUUUAAAUAUGAAAUUAUUAAAUAACAUUGAAUAGCUUAUAGUUAUAUCAUGAACAACCUGGAAAUAACGCAGUUAUAUAAUUGUUUUCCCUAAAUCUAAAGUAAUUUCAAACUCAACCUAAUUUAGAAUACAUUUUUACCAUUGUGUAAAUGUAGAUUUUACCCAUUUUCAUUAUUUGUUGUUUUGUGUCGCCCAAUAGAAAAAAUAGAUUGUUUUAGUUUUUUUUAUAGGGAGAGGAUAUGUGCCUGUUAGCACUUAAAAAACUAGCAAUGUGCUUCAAAUUUGGUUCUAAAUCUAUAAAUUCGAAGCAGAUUUAUUCAGUAAUGUUUACUGUUAUGAUCGCAAGUCAGGUGGGAACUAGGGUUUAGAAUCUUGUGACGAUCUGGUAUUACAGUCAAUUAAUAGAAAUCUUUUGUGUUUAAAAAAUAUAUAUAUUUGUUCCUGUUUUGUUUUCACAUUUUAGUGAAGAAUGUUCCAUCUUCUGUGAAGAGACUUGCAGUCUUUUUUUUUUACAAGACGAGGCUAAAUAAAUGAUUGCAAAAUG
Messenger RNA from Osmerus eperlanus (European smelt), 3010 nucleotides. RefSeq names its product ephrin A4. Lineage: Eukaryota; Metazoa; Chordata; Actinopteri; Osmeriformes; Osmeridae. Gene Ontology annotation, molecular function: ephrin receptor binding. Gene Ontology annotation, biological process: axon guidance; ephrin receptor signaling pathway. Gene Ontology annotation, cellular component: plasma membrane. The record is from RefSeq and is a predicted model, not a curated record.